CUAUCAAUAGACGUUCUCAUUGGACGGAGCUUUUAGAAGGUAUCAGUUAGAUUAAAGUUACAGCUUCCAUGGAAUGGUUACGUAUGUUCGCAUUCAGUGGUCCAGUGACUUUGCUAGAGGCCACUCUUUCGUGAUUUAACGGGUUUCGUACGUGGUAACGCGUGUGAGGUGAACAAGUGUUUGAAUACAAACGCCACGUGGAUUUUAAACGGUGUGAAUAUUUGUAAUGAGCUGACGUUUUCUAAUAUAACGCAGAAGAUUAAAGUGGCUACCAUGGCAGAUAGAAGAGAAGAACUCCAAGACAGUUUGGAUAACACUGUAAACUUAAACAAACACGAGGAAAUAGAAUUGCCAUCGUUAACAGGUGUUCCGAACUCCGCGAACCAAAUACAAUCAAAUAAAAAUGCCACCUUACCCGAGAGGGGGACGUGGGGUAGUAAAUUAGACUUUAUAUUAUCGGUAGUUGGUUUGGCUAUAGGAUUAGGAAAUGUAUGGCGAUUUCCGUAUCUUUGUUACAAAAACGGCGGUGGAGCAUUCCUUGUGCCAUACUUUAUCACACUCAUUCUUGCUGGAAUCCCCAUGUUCUUCAUGGAACUGGCUCUUGGACAAAUGUUAACCAUCGGAGGAUUAGGUGUCUUCAAGAUAGCACCCAUUUUCAAAGGAAUUGGUUAUGCUGCUGCUGUAAUGUCGUGUUGGAUGAACAUUUACUACAUAGUCAUUUUAGCCUGGGCAAUAUUUUACUUUUUUAUGUCACUUCGAAGCGAUGUUCCGUGGAGAACGUGUAACAAUUAUUGGAAUACAAAAAAUUGUGUUAACCCGUACGAUAGGCACUCAUUAACUUGUUGGGAGCAAUAUAAUCCUAACAAUAGUUUUAGUAAAAUAUGCUCUAUUAACGCUAACAAUAUAUCGGUGACGGAACUAACAGAUCCAGUUAAAGAAUUUUGGGAGCGUAGAGCCCUUCAGAUUUCUGAAGGCAUCGAACACGUGGGCUCCAUAAGAUGGGAAUUGGCUGGCACCUUGCUAUUAGUAUGGAUUCUUUGUUACUUUUGUAUUUGGAAGGGCGUCAAAUGGACCGGAAAAGUCGUGUACUUUACGGCUUUGUUCCCUUAUGUGUUACUUACAGUAUUACUUAUAAGAGGCAUCACAUUACCCGGAGCCAUGGACGGAAUCAAAUUCUACGUCAUGCCAAAUAUGUCCAAGCUCAGAGAAUCUGAAGUCUGGAUUGAUGCGGUCACGCAAAUUUUCUUCUCUUAUGGUUUGGGCCUGGGGACUUUGGUGGCUUUGGGAUCGUACAAUAAAUUUACCAACAACGUUUACAAAGACGCCUUGAUUGUGUGCUCAGUGAACUCAAGUACUAGUAUGUUUGCUGGUUUUGUAAUAUUCUCAGUUGUCGGCUUCAUGGCACACGAACAACAACGACCAGUAGCCGAAGUAGCUGCUUCAGGGCCUGGACUUGCCUUCCUGGCGUACCCGUCGGCAGUCCUGCAGCUUCCAGGCUCACCACUGUGGGCGUGUCUCUUCUUCUUUAUGAUCUUGUUGAUCGGCCUCGAUUCGCAGUUCUGCACGAUGGAAGGCUUCGUCACCGCCAUCAUUGACGAAUGGCCCCAUUUGCUUAGAAGGAGGAAAGAAAUUUUCAUUGCAAUUGUUUGCGUGCUCUCUUACGUCGUGGGUCUCUCAUGUAUAUCGAACGGAGGCAUGUACGUUUUCCAGAUCCUAGAUUCGUACGCAGUGAGUGGGUUCUGCCUUCUGUUUUUGAUAUUCUUUGAAUGUAUUGCUAUAUCUUGGGCGUUCGGUGUUAACCGUUUCUAUGAUGGAAUACGGGAAAUGAUAGGGUACUAUCCAAUGAAAUGGUGGAAAUUCUGCUGGACAAUUGCUACUCCCGUAAUAUGCAUUGGUGUAUUUAUAUUUAAUCUUGUACAGUGGACUCCUGUCAAAUAUUUGAACUAUGAAUUUCCACUGUGGGCACAUCUUUUCGGAUGGUUUACGGCACUCAGUUCUAUGUUGUGUAUCCCUGGCUACAUGGUCUACAUUUGGUACAAAACACCGGGAGAUAAACAAACGAAAAUAAGACUACUAGUAAGAAUAGAUGACGACGUUAAAACAUUAAGAAAUAAAAUGAUCGCAGAAGGCACCGGUGCUUCAAUUUAAAUUAUUUCUAAUAUUCAGUUAUAUGUGAGUUCGUCUAGGUGUAUGCUUAUAUCUACGAUGACUACAUCUACAUAUAAUAGGACGUUAGUGUUCAAUAUGUUUUUGAUAAUUUCCCACUUAUUUAUGAUCAAAUAAUCUCAAUUAAAUCUGAUGCUAAUUAAUGAUGAUUUAUUCGAUCAUUAAUAACGAAGGAAUAGAAUUCCUAACUUCUGGGACAUUGACAUUUAAUGAACCGAUCGAUGUAUUUUAAAGUAUAAAUAAUUUUUUUAAUAAAUGUACUGAUUAAAAUGUUUUGUGUGCAGUUGCGGUUGUUAAUGGUGAAUAAUUUUGUUAUAAUUUUUUAUUUUAUCUUACUUUAUUUUACGCUCUACUAAAAACUGUAGAAACGUUUUGAGAAAACAAGUACGGAAGAAAUUAUAAAUGUGUUCAUAAAAUUAUUGACGUUGUAAGUAUUUCAUAUCAUUGUUAGUUGAUCUUGUUAAUAUGUAUAGUCAUAUCAUCAUGUAUCAGUGUUAGGUAGCGUCAUUAAUUCAUUAUUAUCUUAUCCACUAUGACCUACAACUAAUUUAUUGUUUUCAUUUUCAAAAAUAUAAUUAUAGCACUUUAUUAGUAAUUAUUGAGUUUAAGUAAUUUCUGUUGUAAAUUAUGCUAAUUGAUAUAAAUUAAAUACGUAGUCUCUUAAUAGUAUGGCAAUUGCUGUUUUUCAAAUAUUUUUUAUUCAUUCAUAUUUAUUAUUGAAUUUUGUUAUUUAUUAAUUAAAUGUUUUAGAACAUUCAAAGGUACCUGUUUAGUACAAGUUUAUUGUUUAUAAAGUAUUGUAUCUAUUAUAAAUUUCAAUUGCGAAAAUUUUGUUCGUUUUUCAGCCUGUUACAGCAAUCUAUGACACAAAAUGAAACUUUCAAAUGUAUAACGUUGUCCAUUAUUUGUACCCACAUUUUUUACUCAUCUACAUCGCGUUAAAUGUGUUUUGAAAAUAUAUGUUAAAACCGUA
Molecule: messenger RNA, 3139 nt
Organism: Aethina tumida (small hive beetle)
Lineage: Eukaryota; Metazoa; Arthropoda; Insecta; Coleoptera; Nitidulidae
Product: sodium- and chloride-dependent GABA transporter 1
Exons: 10
Coding region: 274-2148 (624 amino acids)
Biological process (GO): sodium ion transmembrane transport
Cellular component (GO): membrane
Source: RefSeq, a predicted model, not a curated record